This is a messenger RNA of Acaulospora morrowiae, 210 nucleotides long. The record is from the annotation of a GenBank genome assembly. Lineage: Eukaryota; Fungi; Glomeromycota; Glomeromycetes; Diversisporales; Acaulosporaceae.
AUGAUUUCUCUUAGAAUCCCAAUGUUCAAGAGAGAAGCCAGAGAAAAUGUGCACAUAUGGCUGUGCCAGACAAAGAAUAUUCUACAUGCCCAAGAAGUUACUAAUAAGGGACAAAUGAUACAUUAUGCCACAACAGGAUUUGAAGAGGCUGCACUCCACUGGUUCGUUAAUAAGGUUAAGGAUACCACCACCACUGCCUUUACCGACUAG